Neoarius graeffei (lesser salmon catfish) is the source of this 6663-nucleotide messenger RNA. RefSeq lists its product as uncharacterized. Bases 2858 to 5962 code for a protein of 1034 amino acids. Lineage: Eukaryota; Metazoa; Chordata; Actinopteri; Siluriformes; Ariidae. The record is from RefSeq and is a predicted model, not a curated record. The transcript has 13 exons.
UCAAGCAAGUCCAGUUGCUCUCUUCUAUCAACCACAGAUGGCUUUCUUCUAGAUACUUUUCCAUAAAGCCCUGCUCUGUGGAGUGUACGGCUUAAAGUGGUCCUGUGGACAGAUUCUCCCAUCUCCGCUGUGGAUCUUUGCAGCUCGUUCAGUGUUAUCUUUGGUGUCUUUGUUGCAUCUCUGAUUAAUGCCCUCCUUGUCUGGUCUGUGAGUUUUGGUGGGCGGCCUUCUCUUGUCAGGUUUGUAGUGGUGCCAUAUUCUUUCCAUUUUGCAAUAACUGAUUUAAGGGUGCCUUGUGGGAUAUUCGAAGUUUGGGAUAUUUUUUUAGAACCCUAAUCUAUACUUCUCCACAACUUUGUCUCUGACAUGUUCGGAGUGUUCCAUGGUUUCAUGCUGCUUGCUUAGUAGUGUUGCAGAGUCAGGGUCCUUCCAGAACAGGUUGAUUUAGACAGACAUCAUAUGACAGAUCAUAUGACACUUUGAUUGCACACAGGUGGAUCUUAAUCAACUAAUUACGUUACUUAUGAAGUUAAUUGGUUGGAACAGCUCUUAAUUGGGGGUUUCAUACAAAAGAGGGCGAAUACCUAUACACACUCCAGAUUUCUGUGUUUUCAUCUUAAUUGUUUUGUGUCACAAUAAAAAAAAAAUUUGCACCUUUUAAAGUGGUAGGCAUGUUGUGUAAAUCAAAUGGUGCUAACCCCAUAUCAUUUUAAUUCCAGCUUGUAAUGCGACAAAACAGGACAAACACCAAGGGGGAUGCAUACUUUUUCAAGACACCGUAUUAUGAAUAACACGUUGUUGCAUGUUUUCAAGAAAACUUAAGUUCCAGUGAAUAAUAGGAUUUAAAGAUUUGUUGUUCGAGCUAAACAGACAAUAGUUCAUGAUUACCGCUACCAAACAUGUGAAAAUCCAUAGCCAACUUUCGGAAGGCUUUACACUUUGGAUCAUCUAGGUAGCUGUAGAAUGCGUACUGCAUACUCGAGGGCAUCUGUGCAGCUGCCUACUGUCCUGUACAUGAACUAGGUAGAGCUUAAGUGCUCUUCCACAGUGUCACGAGCAUGAGUGUUGUACAUGGACUUCUUGAAGGCACGCGCAAUCACAGGUGUGCUUGCAGUACAUUCCCUCUGUAGCUUUUUCCUUGGGAAUAUUUACUUUGGGAAGGGGGUUCAUGUGAGCUCUUUUCCACAGUAUAGGCCACAUACAGGGACAGUUUCCAGAUCUUAUGGAUUAUAGGUGUGAAAAUUUCUGCAUGGUUCUUCCACACCCAAAAUGGGACAACAAGCAGUGGCAGCUGUCUUAAGAUGUUGCAAACAGUUCCACACAUGCCUUUCUGAGAUCUCAGGAACCUCAACCCCAUCACCUACAACGGCAGGAGACGUCUGCCUGUACGCUGUGUCCCAACGCAAAUCAGCAAUGUAAUUGUUCAGAUCCACUAGUGACUGGUUAUCCAGUGUGACCUUUGCCAAUGUGCAGUGAUGCUGUGAAACAUAAUCCAUGUGUUUCCAUCACUCCUCCCCUGAGCCAACUGGUGCUUGCAGUAUAUUCCGUCUGUUCUGGGCAAUAAUGUUCUCUUUUCUUCUGUUGAGCUCUCAUAACCGAUCCAGAUUGUUGGGAGGUAUUCUCAAUUAUUCCCGCAAUAAAGAUUUCACUAAUGGUAUAAUUCAUUCUGGGUAACACGAUGACAUGUGCGCUGUCCUGAAUGGCAUAUACCUGUCCAUGUGCUUGUGAAUAAGAAUCUCUGAAUUUUUCACAGCCUGAUCAACAUCGGUUGCACUUAAAACACUCUCCCAACUUUUGCUCGCAAGUGCAAGAUAGAAAUCCUCCUUCCAAUGUUUCCUAAGAUCAUGGAUACGGACCCUUUGGUGAACUGGUUUCAGUUUUGUCCCCACUGGGAGUAUGACAGCCAUGUGAGCUGUUUUUAUCGAUAUAGUAUAUGCAGUGCAUUUCCCAAACAGGUCUGGUCGAUUUGUAAAGAUGUUAUCUAAGCAUGCAUUGCCUCUUGUUGAGAAAUUCACUAGAGCAUACCAUGCAGUCAUCAGACAGUUCAUUGGGAUCAAGCUGAUUUAUAUCCCCACCUCUAACUAUGGUCAUUCUAGGGUGUUUGUCUUGCACGUUGUUCACUCAAUGAACGAGGUAUUGCAAAAGGUCUGAGGUCUGGUAUGUAGGCUCGGGUAGAUGAUAGAUACUCCACACGAAUAGCAAAUGUCCCAAGGGUAAUCUCAAAGUCAAGCACAUCAGUUCAUAGAUUUUUUUAUCUAAAAACAUCAAUGACGUCCAAGUUAGUCCUCACAUACUAUAGAUUGCAACUCCACCUUUGCAUCUGCGAUCCAGACCAGACCAAUCCAGUUCCUGUCCCGUCUAAAUAUGAUGUAGCCGGGUAUGUUGACAAUAGCAUCUAGCAUGUCUGAUUUGAGAUGUGUCUGCGAUACAAUGGAAAUAUCAGUGUCAUUCUUAUUCAAAUCAGUCUCCAGUGCUACAGCUGCUUGAACUCAGUUCUUGGAUUUCAUGAGACUGCAGAUAUUGGAAAUAACAAUUUGGGCACAGUGUAAUUCGAGUUAGAUUUGCUAUCAGUAGAUGUUACUUGUCUGGUGAUUGGAACCAGAUUGGUUCUAGCCAUAACCCUGAGAGGACGGUGGUGUGGAGUCCUUCCUGUUCCAAGUAACACAGGGAUGGAUUUACCACUGUUCUCUGCCACAUCCAGAACUAAUUUAUUGCUUCUUGGCCUAAAUUCCUCUCGCUUGCGUCCACCUCGUAACCCUUGAUAUCUAAACAAGUUUAAGCCCUGGAACUCUUGAAUAACAGAGGUACAGUAGUAGGUAGGCUUGACUGUUUACUAAGACCCAGUAGCUUCUUCCUCAUGUACUUACUGUUUUACUGUCUUCCUCUUCUGUUUCAGUGUGAUAAAGUUUCUGACAUCACAAAAUUGAGCAUGGAUGCAGUUCCUUCUAGUUCACCUGAAAGUCCAGUAACAGCUGAUGCCCCAUUGGCACCGGAAAUGAGAUCCAAGACGCCUAAACGUUCAACUCUUUCUCUGUACCAGUUCCAGCAAAACAAAAAAUACCACGAGGAGGUGCUGCAGCGGAUGCGAGUCUUUGCCAGGACGCUGAAUAAACCUUACAGUGCCAGAGAAAGAAGGCUGAAACUGGCUACGCUCGCUUUACAUCAUAAUGAGAGGACAAGCAAGACGGAGUUACAUAAGGAUGAUGCUCUCACUGAGGAACUGAAACCUGCCAAAAGCGAAGACCAAAAGGAAGAGAAGGAAACUGGCAAAAGUGCAGAGGACAGAAAUGAUAAAUCGCCGACCAUGAUGAACAAGUCCACCGUGUCUGUUGCUGCCCUGGAUGGUUCUCUUACCCUUGUCUCUACUCCACCUGUCAAGUUAACUGCCUCACAUUUUGAUGCAAACAAACCAAGUAUGGCCCAAGAAGAAUCUGGUGGACAAAUUGGUGCUCUGAUUGCCAAGACACAUCUAGCAGAUAUCAGUGAUCUCAAUGAGAAGGCUGAGAAGGUUGUCAACUGUCAGGCUUGUACCCAGUGUGAUAAAGUUUCUGACAUCACAAAAUUGAGUAUGGAUGUUGUUCCUGUUGGUUCACGUGAAAGUCCGGUUACAGUUGAUGCCCCGUUGGCAGUGGAAAUGAGAUCCAAGACGCCUAAAUGGUCAAGUCUUUCUCUGUACCAGUUCCAGCAAAACAAAAAAUACCAUGAGGAGGUGCUGCAGCGGAUGCGAGUCUUUGCCAGGACGUUGAAUAAACCUUACAAUGCCCGAGAAAGACAGCUGAAACUGGCUACGCUUGCUUUAUGUCGUAAUGAGAGGACAGGCAAGACUGAUUUACAUAAGGAUGAUACUGUAACUGAGGAGCUGAAACCUGCCAAAAGCGAAGACCAAAAGGAAGAGAUGGAAAGUGCUGGCAAAAGUGCAGUGGAAAUAAAGGAUAAAUCGCUGACCAUGAUGAACAAGUCCACCAUGUCUGUUGCUGCCUUGCACAAUUUUGUGACCCAUUUCCCUACUCCACCUCUCAAGUUAACUGCCCCAAAUUCUGGUACAAACAAACCAAGAAUAGCCCGAGAAGAACCUGGUGGACAAAUUGGUGCUCAGAAUGCCAAGACAUGUCGAGCAGAUAUCAGUGAUCUCAAUCAGAAGGCUGAGAAGUUUGUCAACAGUCAGGCUUGUACCCAGUUGGGAGAAGAAUGGUCAGUGAUGGUCAGGAGUCCAGUCAAUGCUUGGUCCAACAGCACACAGAACGAGGUUUUUCUUCAGCAUGAGGAUUUCGGAAAGGCAGAGAGUAAGGAAACGGCGAAACCAAAAGAAACUAGGAAGAAGAAAAGGAAGUCAAAGGGGCUGAUGAAAGAGAGAAAGACGGCCUACUGGAGUAACACCAAGCGAACUGCUGGUGCAAACAAACCGAGUAUGGCCCAAAAAGGACCUGGUGGACAAAUUGGUGCUCUGAAUGCCAAGACACGUCGAGCAGAUAUCAGUGAUCUCAAUAAGAAGGUGGAGAAGAUUGUUCCCCGUCAGGUUCGUACCCAGUUCCAGCAAAACAAAAAAACCCAGGAGUCGUCACUGCAGCGGAUGCGAGUGUAUGACACGACGUUGAAUAAACAUUACCGUGCCAGAGAAAGACAGCUGAAACUGGCUACGCUCACUUUACGUCCUAAUGAGAGGACAAGCAAGACUGAUUUACAUAAGGAUGAUACUCUAACUGAGGAGCUGAAACCUGCCAAAAGCGAAGACCAAAAGGAAGAGAAGGAAAAUGCUGGCAAAAGUGCAGAGGAAAUAAAGGAUAAAUCACUGACCAUGAUGAACAAGUCCACCAUGUCUGUUGGUGCCUUGCACAAUUUUGUGACUCAUGUCCCUACUCCACCUCUCAAGUUAACUGCCCCAAAUGCUGGUACGAACAAACCAAGAAUAGCUCGAGAAGAAACUGGUGGACAAAUUGGUGCUCUGAAUGCCAAGACACGUUUAGCAGAUAUCACUGAUGUCAAUUGGAAGGCUGAGAAGUUUGUCAACACUCAGUCUCGUACCCAGUUGGGAGAACCACCAAGUCUGGGCGUGAUGGUCAGGAGUCCAGUCAAUGCUUGGUCCAACAGCACACAGAACGAGGUUUUUCUUCAGCAUGAGGAUUUCGGAAAGGCAGGGAGUAAGGAAAUGGUGAAAUCAAAAGAAAUUAGGAAGAAGAAAAGGAAGUCAAAGGGGCUGAUGAGAGAGAGAAAGACGGCCUACUGGAGUAACGCCAAGCGAACUGCUGGUGCAAACAAACCGAGUAUGGCCCAAAAAGGACCUGGUGGACAAAUUGGUGCUCUGAAUGCCAAGACACGUCGAGCAGAUAUCAGUGACCUCAAUAAGAAGGCGGAGAAGGUUGUUACCCAUCAGGUUCGUACCCAGUUCCAGCAAAACAAAAAAAACCAGGAGUCGUCGCUGCAGCAGAUGCGAGUAUAUGCCACGACACCGAAUAAACCUUACCGUGCCAGAGUACGACGGCUGAAAUCGGCUACACUUGCUUUACGUCCUAACGAAAGGACAAGUAAGAGUGAGUUACAUAAGGAUGAUACUCUAACUGAGGAGCUGAAAUCUGCCAAAAGCAAAAACCAAAAGGAAGAGAUGGAAAGUGCUGGCAAAAGUGCAGAGGACAGAAAGGAUAAAUCGGAAACCAUGGUGAAGAAGUCCACGGUGUCUGUUGCUGCCUUGCACAGGUUUGUUACCCGUGUCCCUACUCCACCUCCCAAGUUAACUACCUCACAUCUUUGUGUAAAGAAACCAAGUAUGGCCCGUGAAGAACCUGGUGGAAAAAUUGGUGCUCAAAUUGGUGGUGAUUGUCAACCGUCAAGUUCGUACCCAGUUCCAGCAAAACAAAAAAACCCAGAAGUCGAUGCAGUGGAUGAGAGUCUAUGCUAUGACACUGAAUCAAACUUACCAUGCCAGAGAAAGAAGGCUGAAACUGGCUAUGCUUGCUUUACAUCCUAACGAGAGGAAAAGCAAGACUGAGUUACAAAAGGACAAUACUCGAACUGAGGAGCUGAAACCUGCCAAAAGCAAAGACCAAACGGAAGAGAAGACACAUUUUCCUUCGAUUGAACUUGAAAAUGAACCAGACGCUGAUCUCACAGAGAAACUGUAACAAACUGGACAGGAGAAGCGGUGGAUGAGACUCCUUUGUCUUCAUUCCAAAUCUGGCAAAAAAGCCCACAUCCACACACAGCAAUCCAAAUACAUGUAACUGAGUCAAAUACACUGAGUUUUGUUUGAAAGUAAAUUUUUUUUGUUUAUUCUUGUAUUUAGAACAACAACAGUAUGAAUAUUAAAUGCCAUAAUUAUAUAUUUACAAGUUAUUCCCCAAAAUCGAGUUGUACAUGAGCUGACAGCCCACGAGGUGCAUCAUAUCAAGUUGGCUAUAAACCAUGUACAACGAGAUUGAGUGGAAUAACUGUUUUAUUCUAUCCACAUUCACUGGAUUUUGAGAAACGGAGCAUUUUUAUUUUAAUUUUUUGCAAAUUUGAUAACUUUAUACAAAAUGUCUGACAAAAUCAUUUCUGCUUAGAAUGUAAAUAAACUGGUGAAAUGACCGUAGCAAUUUGUGAAAAAUGCAAAAAUAAUAAUUCUUGAAAAAUAAAAGAUACAUUCUUACCAUCAAAUAAUUCCAUAUUUUGUUGCCUUUUUUUUGAAUG